AUGUCUACAGUUAUGCAAACUCAUCUAGAAACCCAAUUCAAAGAAACAAGAACCCUAACUCUCAAACUAUCACCACCACCACCACCUUCUGAAAAAACCCAAAAAAACUGCUGGAAUUUUCUAGAAACUACACCAUCUCCCAAAUUCACCCCUUACAUCCAUCCUAGUACCAACAAAAAGUCUCAAUCUUUCUUAAUAAGCUUAGAACUAUGCACCGAAAACCUCGGAAGUGAAUCCGGUUCCGACAUGUCCGAUGACAUAUUCGACAUUCUCUCCAUGUCUUCGACUCAUGUUUUUCAUGAUCAGCCUGCUCCAAAACCAACUACUAGGGGGUUGAAUUUGAGGAAGAAGGUUGUUGAUACCAGAAGCAUCCCACCUCCAUUGACGACCAUUAGAGGUAUUAACCCUAUUAAAGUUCGGUCUAAACGUGAAGGAGGUAGGUUGGUUAUUGAUGCCGUCGAGGAGAGGGCGGUUUGUAAUUAUUUCCGGUCGGAUAGAAGCCAUGGUCGUCUCCGACUUAGUUUCUGGGAUAAUUCUGUUACUACUACUGAUGAAGAUGAAUUCGAAGAUCAAGAAAUUGAUGAGGUUGAAGAGGAUGUCGCCACGGCGGCAUCGACGCCGGAGGAGGACAUAAUUGGAAAUAAGAAAUUUCAAAGGUCAAGUAGAUGCAUGGAAGGUAACAAUAACAAGAAAGGAUUGUGUAAUUGGGAACCACUAUGGGUUGCUACUUGA
Messenger RNA from Impatiens glandulifera, 732 nucleotides. RefSeq names its product protein FANTASTIC FOUR 3-like. The transcript has a single exon. NCBI's taxonomy places the organism in Eukaryota, Viridiplantae, Streptophyta, Magnoliopsida, Ericales, Balsaminaceae. The coding region runs from base 1 to 732 and encodes 243 amino acids. The record is from RefSeq and is a predicted model, not a curated record.